AUGCCGGUGACCCGGUCGCAGCAAAAAGAAAACGACAGUGCUGAUCAGCAGCACCAAGAAGUGGUUCCAGAAUCCGCAUCCGUUGCUAGUUCUACUCCGUCGUUCCACGGCUUUGCUGAGUGGGAAACGGCAAUGGAUGACGCAACAAGGAAGGAGUUUGAGAAAGCCGUUCGGCAGCGUGCCCAAGUAAAAAUGAAGCUGGUGAGGAUUAACCGAACACUGGCCAGUAACCAAGAGAUUGGCUUGGCGCAGCUGAACGUGCUAUCGAAAGGGCUCUCCGCUACCUACGCCGAGUUCAGUCAGCUCCACACCCAGAUAGUGGGGCUGGUACCGGAUAAAGCGAUGGAAGAGCAAGAAAAGGAGUAUGCGGAUUAUGAAGACAUGCACUACGCCACCUCCAACGUUGUCGAAGCGCUGAUUUUGGCAGCGAAAACAGCGAGUUCUCCAGUACCUCCGGUAAGUACAGCAGCGCCUCAAGUGAUCAUCCAGCAACAACCACUGAAGGCGCCGAUUCCGACGUUCGAUGGGACCUACGCCGCCUGGCCCAAGUUCAAGGCGAUCUUUCAAGAUCUCAUGGACAACUCGGGGGAUAGUGACGCCAUAAAGCUCUAUCACCUCGACAAGGCGCUCAUCGGCGAGGCAGCUGGUGUACUGGAUACGAAGGUCCUUAGCGAUGGUGACUAUGACUACGCUUGGGAUAUUUUGACCGACCGCUUCGAGAAUCAGCGUGUCAUCGUGGAGACUCACAUCCGUGGGUUGCUGUCCCUCAGGAAGAUGACCUCCGAGACGCACAAGGAACUGCGUGCGCUCCUGAACGAAGCCACCCGCCAUGUAGAGAGUCUUCGUUACCUCGACCAGAACAUGACUGGACUAUCGGAACACAUCGUCGUGUAUCUGAUCGUCUCCGCGCUGGAUAAGUCAACCCGAAAGGCCUGGGAAGGUGGCCAGAAGAAAGGAGAGCUUCCCAAGUACUCUCAAACCAUCGACUUCCUGAAGUCCAGGUGCCAGAUCCUGGAAAACUGCGAAGCAGCCGUCCAUCCAGCGAAUCCCAAGGAGAAGCCAAAGCAGCUUCAGCCGCUUCCGAAGAAUCCACCCCAGAAGAGCCAUGCAGUUUCCGCUACGGUAUCGCAAGCCUGCGAGCUCUGUGGCGGCCCUCAUCGAAAUGUCCAGUGCACAGCAUUGGAAACGCUGAACCCCUCCCAGAAGCAAGAAAAGGUCCGAGCUGCAGGAGUAUGCUUCAACUGCCUGCGUAAAGGGCACCGCUCCAGAGAGUGUCCUUCCGAUAAGACGUGUCGUAAGUGCCAACGCCGGCAUCACACGCUGCUCUAUGCUGAUGAAGCACCCAGCCAAGAUUCCAAGUCCAACGUUUCCCUUCCCGCGGAGUCAGUGGUAAGCCUACCGCCGGUUCCGUCUGUCCCGGCUCAACCGCAGUCGGCGCAGAAGAAUGCUCCCGUGGACCCGCCCGUGUCCACCACUUGCUCGUCGAACUUCGCCCAGUCGUCCAAGACGGUACUGCUGCUUACCGCAGUGGUGCAAGCAUUUGACAAAAAGAACCGUCCGCAUCCAUGCCGUGUCCUGCUGGACAGCGGCUCCCAGGUAAAUUUCGUCACCGAAGAACUGGCCAAUCGCCUUGGUCUCCCAAAACAACCAGCCAACGUCCCAAUUACUGGUAUCAACGCCUUGCGCACCUUGGCUCGCGACAAGGUAACCCUGAAGAUCAAGUCUCGAGUUUCUAGCUUCCAGGCCAGCCUCGAGUGCCUGGUAACGCCGAGAGUGACGGGCACGAUUCCGUCGUCCAAAAUCGACGUUGCCCAGUGGGAGAUCCCCGAUGGAGUGGUUCUAGCCGACCCCGACUUCCACACACCAGACAAGGUGGACCUACUGAUCGGCGCAGAACUUUUCUUCGACAUUUUGAAGCCAAGCCAGCUGAACCUAGCGGACAACCUUCCGCUCCUGCGAGACACAUACUUUGGGUGGAUCGUAUCUGGUGUCAUCGUCGAACCGCUAGUAUCCAACGUGUCGCUGCAAGCCAGUCAUGCCUCCGUGAACGACAUCGAGCGAAUGAUGCAGCAGUUCUGGCAAAUCGAAGAAGUGCCUGAUGUUCCCAAGCUUUCGACCGAGGAGUUGGCAUGCGAAGCCCACUUUAUUUCCACGUAUCAGCGAGACGAGAAUGGACGGUUCAUCGUGCAGCUGCCGUUCAAGGAAAAUAUCGACCAGCUAGACGACUGUCGCGCUCUGGCGCUCAAGAGGUUCCUGAUGCUGGAGAAACGACUCGCCCGCAACCCGGAAUUGCAGGCACAGUAUGUGGAGUUUUUCCGGGAGUACGAAGCUCUUGGACACUGCCACGAAGUCCGUGAAACCGAAGACCCUCCAAACCAGCCAUCGUACUACAUGCCGCACCACGCGGUAUUACGGCCGUCAAGCUCGAGCACGAAAUGCCGUGUUGUAUUUGAUGCCAGCGCCAAGUCGUCGCCAUCCGAGCUGUCCCUGAACGAAGUGCUACAGGUAGGACCCGUAGUACAGAACGACUUGCAUUUCAUCGUCCUGCGGUUCCGGAAGUACAAGAUUGCCUUCUCCGGAGAUGUUUCCAAAAUGUACCGCCAAGUUCUACACGCGAUGCAAGACCGGCGUUUCCUGCGGAUCUUUUGGAGACCCCACCCGUCGCAACCGCUGCGGGUCUUGGAGCUGUGUACCGUUACCUACGGUACAGCAUCGGCACCAUUCCUAGCCACACGGUGCUUGGUGCAACUGGUGGAAGAAGACGGCGAUGCCUACCCAAUCGCCUCUCGCAUCGUGAAGGAAGAAACGUAUAUGGACGACGUGCUUUCCGGUGCAGACUCGGUGGAAGAAGCCAUCGAGGCCCAACGACAACUCCAGCAGCUACUUCAGCAUGGAGGGUUCCCGAUCCACAAGUGGUGCUCGAACUCCGAGGAAUUUCUCGAGCACAUUCCCGAAGAAGACCGUGAGAAAAGGUUGCCAAUGGAAGAACGAGGAGUGAACGAGGCCAUCAAAGUGCUCGGUCUGCUCUGGGACCCGGGUGCCGACACCUUGUUCAUCGCCAACCAUCCGAAGCCGUCAGCUGAAGCUGAUCAACAAGUGACGAAAAGAAAGAUGUAUUCGGAGAUCGCCAAGUUCUUCGACCCUCUGGGCCUGGUGUCGCCGGUCAUAGUGUUGGCGAAGCUCCUGGCUCAGCGUCUUUGGCAGUUGAAGACCGGCUGGGACGAUCCAGUCGACGAAGUCACGGCGCAAGAGUGGCACGAAUUGCAAACCUCGCUGUCACAUUUGCACCACAUCGACAUUCCAAGAUGCGUAACAUUCGACGGAGUGAUUGCAUACGAGCUGCAUGGGUUCUCCGAUGCCUCAACCGUGGCGUACGGGGCCUGUAUCUACCUGCGAAGCCUCUUUGCCGACGGCUCUGCAAAGUUACGACUCCUCACCAGUAAAUCGAAGUUGGCUCCGCUGCAUGACCUUUCCAUUCCUCGGAAGGAGUUGUGUGCAGCUCUCCUGCUCUCCCGGUUGGUGCAGAAGGUGCUACCAGCCCUGGAUAUGACGUUCCGGGAAGUUGUGCUGUGGUGCGACAGUACGAUUGUCCUGGCCUGGAUAAGAAAGCCGCUCAACCAGCUACAGCUGUUCGUUCGAAACCGAAUAGCUGUCAUCCAAGAAGGCACCAAUGGCUACCGAUGGGAAUACAUUCGAUCUCUACGAAACCCAGCUGACAUCGUGUCCCGAGGCCAACUACCCGAAACGCUGAAGACCAACAGCCUCUGGUGGAAUGGGCCAGAUUUUCUCCAUAGAGUGGUGUACGACAUCGACUCGCCCGAGCUCGUUCCUGAUGAUCAGCUACCCGAAAUGGAAGGAGUGAUAGCCAACCCGGCUGUAAGUAUCGAACCAUUUCCCUUUUUCUCCAAGUUCAGCAGUUUUCGGGCCAUCCAGCGUAUCAUGGGGUACGUUCUGCGGUUCAUUCGGAACUGCCAAAGACCUCGGAUCCAACGCGAAAUAAGCCGGCACUUGACCGUCAGCGAAUUGCGUCGUUCCACUGAAGCGAUUAUCCACGUAGUCCAACUCGUUCAUUUGGCGGACGAGAUUCAGCGAGUGAGCGCCAACGAACCCUGUAAGAGACUCGCCAACCUUCGUCCGAUCUACUCCGAUGGUCUCCUGCGAGUGGGUGGCCGUCUGGAUCGUUCCCAGCUACCUUUCGAGAGUCGGCACCCCAUCAUCUUGCCGGACAGGGAUCCGGUGAUACGUCUGUUGGUUCAACAGAUGCAUGUCGAGCUGCUCCAUAUCGGGCAGACCGGCCUGAUGAAUGCCAUGCGCCAACGAUACUGGCUCCUGAACGCUCGCUCUACCAUUCGAUCGAUCACUCGGAAGUGUGUAACAUGCUUUCGAGUCAACCCAAGCAAUACCAGCCAGUUAAUGGGUAAUUUGCCCGCCGCCAGAGUUGUACCCUCACCUCCCUUUGCCGUCACCGGUGUGGAUUACGCCGGCCCGUUCACCAUCAAGCAAGGAGCACGCCGUCCAGCGUUGAUCAAAGCAUAUGUAUCCGUCUACGUGUGCAUGACUACCAAGGCCGUGUAUCUAGAAGCCGUAUCCGAUCUGAGUACCGAUGCCUUCCUGGCGUCGCUGAAACGUUUCAUCGGACGACGAGGAAUGAUUCAGCAGCUACACUCGGACAACGCGACCAAUUUUCGAGGUGCGCACAACGAGAUGAACGAGCUCUUCCGUCAGUUUCAAGAUCAGCAAUCCGUGGCGACCAUCGAGGAUUUCUGUCGCAGCCGCGAAAUCGAAUGGCAUUUCAUCCCACCCGACGCACCGGAGUUCGGCGGCCUCUGGGAGGCCGCGGUUAAAUCUGCGAAAACCCACCUCAAGCGCAUCGUCGGUAACGUCAAGCUAACGUUCGAAGAACUAACCACCGUCUUGGUCGAAAUCGAGGCGGUAUUGAACUCCCGCCCACUGUUCACCAUCUCCAACGAUCCUGCGGACCCGCUGGUGAUCACACCUGCCCACUAUUUGAUCGGCCGUCCGCUCACAGCCUUGCCCGAACCUUCAUUAGAAGACGUUCAAGCAACCCGCUUGAAUCGAUGGCAGCACCUCCAGCUCAUGCGCGAGCACUUCUGGCGCGCAUGGAGCCGGGAAUACCUGAACACGUUACACCCAAGAAAGAAGAACCUUCGAACUGUGCCGAACAUCCGGAAGGGAAUGGUGGUUCUGCUCCACGAUCGAAAUCAGCCUCCGCUGGUUUGGAAGAUGGGUCGCAUAGCAGCGGUCUACCCCGGCGACGACGGCUUAGUCCGAGCUGUCGACGUGUUUACAGGAGGAGCUACUUUCCGUCGCCCCAUUAACAAGAUUUCCGUGCUACCCAUUGAAGACAACGAGUGUGUUCCUGACACGGCGGUCCAUGAGGACUGUUGA
Messenger RNA from Aedes albopictus (Asian tiger mosquito), 5409 nucleotides. RefSeq lists its product as uncharacterized. Bases 1 to 5409 code for a protein of 1802 amino acids. The record is from RefSeq and is a predicted model, not a curated record. Gene Ontology annotation, biological process: DNA integration; proteolysis. Gene Ontology annotation, molecular function: aspartic-type endopeptidase activity; zinc ion binding; nucleic acid binding. Lineage: Eukaryota; Metazoa; Arthropoda; Insecta; Diptera; Culicidae. The transcript has a single exon.